Messenger RNA from Meriones unguiculatus (Mongolian gerbil), 2889 nucleotides. It is a transcript of the gene Hacd3, whose product is annotated as 3-hydroxyacyl-CoA dehydratase 3. The transcript is spliced from 11 exons. Gene Ontology annotation, cellular component: endoplasmic reticulum membrane. Gene Ontology annotation, molecular function: 3-hydroxyacyl-CoA dehydratase activity. Gene Ontology annotation, biological process: sphingolipid biosynthetic process; fatty acid elongation; very long-chain fatty acid biosynthetic process. The coding region runs from base 175 to 1263 and encodes 362 amino acids. The record is from RefSeq and is a predicted model, not a curated record. Lineage: Eukaryota; Metazoa; Chordata; Mammalia; Rodentia; Muridae.
UUGUCCUCACUGCGCAAGCGCGGGCCGCGAGCGUGGGGCUGCCUGGCGACAGCAGGACUGCGGGCUGCGGAGCGCGGGGGUUUGCGGCCUGCGUCCGGCCAGCUGUAGCGGCGCACAGGCCGAGGUCCCGAGCGCAGCGAGCCGAGCCUCCCCGCUCCCCCGACAGCGCGGGCCAUGGAGACUCAGGUGCUGACGCCGCACGUCUACUGGGCUCAGCGACACCGCGAGCUGUAUCUGCGCGUGGAGCUGAGUGACGUGCAGAAUCCUGCCAUCAGCAUCACGGAAAAUGUGCUCCAUUUCAAAGCUCAGGGUCAUGGGGCCAAAGGAGACAAUGUCUAUGAAUUUCACCUGGAGUUCUUGGACCUUGUGAAGCCAGAGCCAGUGUACCGUCUGACUCAGAGGCAGGUGAAUAUCACAGUCCAGAAGAAGGUGAGUCAGUGGUGGGAGCGGCUCACCAAGCAGGAGAAGCGGCCGCUGUUUUUGGCCCCUGACUUUGACCGCUGGCUGGAUGAAUCUGACGCGGAAAUGGAGCUGAGAGCGAAGGAGGAAGAACGCCUAAAUAAACUCAGACUAGAAAAUGAAGGCUCCCCUGAAACUCUGACAAGCCUGAAGAAAGGGUACCUGUUCAUGUAUAACCUGGUACAGCUCCUCGGCUUCUCCUGGAUCUUUGUCAACCUGACAGUGCGGUUCUUUAUCUUGGGAAAAGAGUCCUUCCACGACACGUUCCACAGCGUGGCUGACAUGAUGUAUUUCUGCCAGAUGCUGGCUCUAGUGGAAACCCUCAAUGCCGCGAUCGGCGUCACGAGUUCCCCAGUGCUGCCUACACUCAUCCAGUUUCUUGGAAGAAAUUUUAUUCUGUUUAUCAUCUUUGGCACCAUGGAAGAAAUGCAAAACAAAGCUGUGGUUUUCUUUGUGUUUUAUUGUUGGAGCACAAUUGAAAUAUUCAGGUACCCCUUCUACAUGCUUUCCUGCAUUGACGUGGACUGGAAGGUGCUCACGUGGCUUCGCUACACCGUGUGGAUUCCCCUCUACCCCCUGGGAUGUUUGUCAGAAGCUGUGGCGGUGAUCCAGUCCAUUCCAGUGUUCAACGAGUCAGGAAGGUUCAGUUUCACUUUGCCGUAUCCAGUGAAGAUGAAAGUCAAAUUCUCCUUCUUUCUUCAAGUUUACCUUGUAAUGUUAUUUUUAGGAUUAUAUAUUAAUUUCCGUCACCUUUAUAAACAGCGCAGGCGGCGAUAUGGACAAAAAAAGAAAAAGCUCCACUAAAGAGAAAUUGGGCAGCUUCAUUUGAGCUGAAUCUAUGAUUCUUACUGUUUUACCUUCUUGUUCUGAUGUAAAAGUUGGUUGUUUGUUAAAGUAAGGCUGUCUCCUUUCCAGUAACAUUCCUGAAUUUACCGUGUUUCAUCUUAGUGUUGUAUUUGCAUGACAUGGGUAUCUGGUAGCUGACCACAGGCUUACUCUGUGUCUAACGACAGAGACUGGCCCUACACCUUCAUUGUCUGUGCUUCCCUACAGGCACCAUCUAUCUUUACAGUUAGGCUUGGUCUUUUCUGCUAUUGCUUGUGACAAACGAAAAAACAAGGCUACAUUUUUCCUUUGAGGAUCUUCAAAACUGACCCAGGCAGGACCUAAUACACCCAAGCCCUUACUUGUGUAGUGGGGUAGCACUGAUUUGAAAAACAGGUAAAAAUGGUCACUGAUAAAACAUUUUUGAGUCAGACAGAGUAGGGCUAGAGAACACUUCAUAUUUGAUGUCCUUUGGCCUAAAGACAUUCAUGACUACAGCACUUACCAAGCAUUGAAAAGGCAGAGUGAUUUAGAGAAAGCAAUCAUGGGGAUACCAUGAUUACAUUCAUAGCUAUAUCAGAACUGUCUGCAAUACUAGAAAGGGGGAGCGUUACUUGCAAAACACUGAGAUUAAAUUCCAAAUGUGAAUGCUGCAGGGUCUGAAGGGGGCACAGAUGCAGGAGCCAGGCAGGAGUCAGCUGCGGUAAUGGUGGCUAUGGCAGGUGUCACACUGAAAUAGGCUGUGCUGGGCUGUCUGCAGACAGUCAGUCUGCAGCCCUUAGGCUAGCUCCGUCCACUCCCUUGGGUAUCCCGAGUGAUUGGGGAGACUACUUUUUUUGAACUUCAAGCACCUGUUUUUUUGUUUUUCCUGAUUAGGUUUUUGUGUAUGUGUGUGGUUUUUUUGUUUGUUUGUUUUUUAAGACAGGUUCUCUGUGUAGCACUGGCUGUCCUAGAACUUGUUCUGUAGACCAGGUUGGCCUCAAACACAGAGAUCUGCCUGCCUCUGCCUCCCAAGUGCUGGGAUUAAAGGUGUGCGCCACCACAGCCUGGCUUUUUAUUUUUAUUAUUAUUUUUGUAAAAAUUGUGUGCAGUAGGAACCUGAGCUGGGAUAUCAUGGGGAUUUCCUGCAGGAAACUCCCCAAAAGGGGAACUGAACAGAAUCUAGACUUCAGGGUUGGCCACUGUACAAGACAUCUUUAGUCUGUCUACCGCAUUCCAGGUAAACCAAGUGGCAGAGGAACACUAGAAGCAGGAGCUUAAGGGGGACAGCUCCGGACCUUCCUCCCGCUGUGCUUGGGGAAAGACCUGUGUUGCAGUGCGUCCAGAGUGGAUUAGCAUUAAGCUGGCUGGUUCCACACACCUCAUUUCACUCAAGAGUAUUUCCCAGGUCUGCAGCUUCUGUCAAUGACUGUUGGUAUUGCCUUCUGGUGUUCCUUCUACUGACCAUGGGACCGACCCGGCAGGUCAGCUUUGCAGUCAACUAUGCCACAUCGUUGUGCAAAAUCCCAUGUUCUAGUUGCUAUUAGCAUCCCCUUUGUUGCUGUCUGAUAAAGUGAAAGAUUGUGUAUUUCUAUUAAAACAUUUACAGUCAAAAAAUUCUAAUAA